UUCAGCCCUAAUUCAAUGCUUUACCAAACUCACCCUCCCCUUUUUAUUCCAAUUUCAUCCCUCACCCCCUUUACUUGUUCUAUCCUUUCUUCAACCUCAACCUCUCCCCUCUCUCUCUCCUCCUCUGCUCUCCUCCUCCCAACUCUCCCUCCCCAACAGGUUGGAACUGAAAUGGAAUGCGUGGAAGCGGCUCUGAAGACGAGUAUUAGGAAGGAGAUGGCCGUGAAGGUGAACGGCCCGCAGGCGGUGGUUUUUGACGACUUCUUGUGGGGCAGCGCCGUCGUCAACGGCCAAAACGCUUGCGACGAUUUCUCAGUCGACGACCUUCUCGACUUCUCGAACGAAAACGGGUUCUUUGAAACGGAGGGCGAGGAAGAAGACGAUAAGGAAAAAGUCAAGGCCGUUGUCUCUCUUUCUCCCCAGAAGCAGAACCAGGAGACGGAAAAGCCCAAUUUGUCGGAAAAAAAUGAACCGGCGAGCGAACUCAGCGUUCCGGCAGACGACUUGGUGAACCUCGAAUGGUUGUCUCAUUUCGUCGAGGAUUCCUUCUCGGAAUUCGCGACGGCCCUUCCGGCCGGGUUCGUGCCAGAGAAUCCCAAGUCCGAGAAGAGACCCGACCCGGAAACCGCUAUCCCGGAAAAGCCUUGUUUCAAGACUCCGGUUCCGGCGAAGGCUAGAAGCAAGCGGACCAGAACCGGCGGCCGGGUCUGGUCACUUGGCUCGCCGUCGCUCACGGAGUCCUCGAGUUCGAGUUCGUCGUCGUCUUCCUCCUCUCCUUCGAACCCCUGGCUCAUUUACCCUGCCACCCAGAACCAGGAACCGGGUGAACCGGUCUUGUCCGUGGAGAAGCCACCGAAGAAGCCGAAGAGACGACUGGUGGACGGAAGUUCGAGCCAGCCGCCGCGGCGGUGUAGCCAUUGUGGGGUCCAAAAAACCCCUCAGUGGAGAACCGGCCCAAACGGAGCCAAGACCCUCUGUAACGCAUGCGGGGUCCGGUACAAGUCGGGCCGGCUCUUGCCGGAGUACCGUCCCGCAUGCAGCCCGACGUUUUCGAGCGAGUUGCACUCCAACCACCACCGCAAAGUUCUAGAGAUGCGGCGGAAGAAGGAAGGCCCGGGCACCCCCGAACCCGGUUUGACCAGACCUCCGGUGGUGCCCAGUUUUUGAUUAGGAAGUAGUUCCACUAAAAAAGGUUGAAAGAUUAGUUAGCAAGUAGGGAAGAGAGGACAGAGUGAACCGGGGUUAGAUUAAACCCGGUUCUAACAGGCCGAGUUAGUGUACAUUUUUUCCGUUUCUUGCAUGGUGGUGGGUGCGGUAGGUUUGUAGGGGAUGUAACUGAUUAGGCAGGAGAAUUUACUAGUUUACUUAAUAUGUACUUAAUUUUAAAUUAUAUUCUUUGUCGGUUUAAUUUGCUAAA
Pyrus x bretschneideri (Chinese white pear) is the source of this 1417-nucleotide messenger RNA. RefSeq names its product GATA transcription factor 5. Gene Ontology annotation, molecular function: zinc ion binding; sequence-specific DNA binding. Lineage: Eukaryota; Viridiplantae; Streptophyta; Magnoliopsida; Rosales; Rosaceae. Gene Ontology annotation, biological process: regulation of DNA-templated transcription. The record is from RefSeq and is a predicted model, not a curated record.